Molecule: messenger RNA, 1128 nt
Organism: Acanthamoeba castellanii str. Neff
Lineage: Eukaryota; Discosea; Longamoebia; Acanthamoebidae
Exons: 10
Coding region: 1-1128 (375 amino acids)
Molecular function (GO): short-chain carboxylesterase activity; monoacylglycerol lipase activity
Source: RefSeq, a predicted model, not a curated record
AUGGCGCUCGAAGUGGUGUUGGGGCUGGCGGUGGCCAUCUACGCGCUGUACUACCUCUGCUUCGUGGGCAAGGAGCCCGAGGUCUACCACUGCUCGCGCGAGGGCAGCGUCGCCGCUCGGCUGGCGCGCGACCUGCCCAUCCUCAAGGAAAAGUUCUGGCCCACGCCCGGCCUCGACAACACCCACCUCCAGACACUCUUGGGAGUGGUUGGCCGAAGGCGAGUGGACAUCGAAUUCGAGACCGAGUGCUUCCCUCUCGCUGACGGCGGCGAGCUCUACUUGGACUGGACGGUGGCGGCCAAGGACCCGAUGGUCACGUGCGUCAUCCUUCACGGCACCCAGGGCUCCUCGCGGUCGCGCUACAUCAGGCAUGUCCCUUCUCCGCCGCACGAUUCGAUCAACAGGCAGUUCUUGCGCAAGGGCGUAGCGCAGAACUGGCGAUGCGUAGUUCUGCACCAGCGCGGCUGCGGCGCUUCGCCCCUCCGAGUGCCGAAGACGUUCCAUGCGGGUCUCACCGCUGACACAAAGGAGGUGAUGGACGCCAUCUACCGGCGCCACGGGGCGACCUCGCAGGUGAUCGCCGUCGGCUUCUCCCUCGGCGCCAACAUCCUGGCCAAGUACCUGGGCGAGGAGGGCUCCCGCGCCAAGGUCGACGGGGCCGUGCUCCUCUCCAAUCCCUGGGACUUUUGCUCCGUGGGUGAGCAGUUGUCGCAGGGCAGCAGCCGCUUGUACUGUCGCCUUCUCCAAUACGAAAUGAACGGAUACGUGCGCAGGCACUGGGAUCAGCUGCGACAAAUCGAAUGCUUGAGCAAGAAGCAGCUCGAUGACAUACUGUCGCUUCCCUCCCUGUUCGACCUGGACAUGUAUCUCGCCGUGCUUCCCCACGGCUUCGCCGACCGAUCGGUGCCUGUGCGCGUAGUGGAAGACAAUGAAAACAUCAUCUUUGGGCUGACCGAUCGCGGUGGCCACCUGGCCUGGUUGGAAGGCUGGGACUUCUGGGAAGAGGCGUGGAUGGAUCGGGCGGUGGUACAGUUCAGCAAGGCGCUGUGGAGCCAGAUGCCCAAGCGGCGACUGCAGAAGAUCCACACGAUCACGGACCCAACGACGAGCCCACUUCGGCACGCAUGA